UGGCGCGCGCGGUCAGCUGGUCACAUGACUCUGGUGGAAGCAGCAGCAGCAGCAGCAGCAUGGCUCUGCUCUUCAGCGAUGAGGAGAUCCAGCAGGCCUGGACCGAGCUGGACGAGCCGCAGCUCGACGGAGGAUGGGAGCUCUUCACCGAGACCAUGAACGUCAAAAUAUACCGACUUUACAACAAGGAAACGGGUCUGUACGAGUACAAAGUGUUCGGUUCUCUGGCCAGCUGCGCUCCAGAUCUCUGCGCAGAUGUCUACAUGGAUCUGAGCUACAGGAGACAGUGGGACUCGUAUGUCAAAGUUCCUCCUGUGGCUGGUGGUCAAAUUCAUUCAGAUAUGCAGAGCUGCACGAGAAGGACUACGGCGGACAGAAAGCCAUAUACUGGGAGGUGAAAUAUCCAUUACCUCUAUCCAACAGGGAUUACGUGUAUGUGCGGGAGCGCCGGGAUCUGGACGUGGGAGGACGUAAGAUCUCUGUGGUUUUAGCCAAGAGCUCGUCUGUGUCUCAGUGUCCAGAGAAGAAGGGCGUGAUCCGGGUCAAAGACUACAAACAGAGUCUGGCCAUGGAGAGCGAUGGCUCCGGCGGCACCAAAGUGUUUAUGAACUACUUUGACAAUCCUGGAGGAAUGAUCCCGACGUGGCUGGUGAACUGGGCAGCGAAGACGGGUGUCCCUGGCUUUCUCACCGACAUGAAGAAGGCCUGCAGUAACUACAGCAGCUACUGCAACAACAGCAAGUGAUGCACGAGAGAGUGCGUCCUCUGCUUCUCUGCUUCUGUUUCCUGUCAGGAGGGCAUUCUGGGUAGAGUUACUGCUGUUUCUGUGGUGGUCGGAGAAAACAUGUCUGAAGUCCUUCUUUAUUGUUCUUUUGUUGUCUUAACGAUACAAUUGUCUGUUAAAGAACGGAAUGAAUCCAGCUUCCUGUUGAACUUUGGCAGGAAAUUAGAGCUAAUUUGAGUUUGGAAAAUCUGUUUAAUGUAAUAUAGAUUGAUCAUAGCACUUUAAAUGAUCGUUAUUUGUGAAUGUAUGAAAAGAUUAAUUGUUAUAGGUCAAAUGCACAAAAUCAAUCAACAAGCCUUCCUGUAGUUUCUUUUGCUCACCAAGUCUGCAUUUAUUUGAUCAAAAAUACAGUAAAACAGUUUUAAUUAUGAAAUAGUAUUACAAUUUAAAUGAACGGUUUUCUGUGUGAAUAUAUUGUCAAAUGUAAUUUAUAUAUGUGUUGCAAAGCUGAAUUAUCAGCAUCAUUACUCCAGUCUUCAGUGUCACACGAUCCUUCAGAAAUUAUUCUAAUGUGCUGAUUUGCUACUCAAUUAUUAUUAUUAUUAUUAUUAGUAUUCAAUUAUCAAUAAUGGUUCGUAUUAUCAAUGUUGCGGUUUUUGUUGCGUAAUAUUUUUUUCUGGCUUUUUUGAUGAAUUGAAAUUUCAAAAGCAUUCAUUUGAAAUGUAAAUAUUUUCUAACAUUAUAAAUGUAUUUACUGUCACUUUUGAUCAAUUUAGUGCUGCUUUGCUUAAAAGGAAAACUUUUGAAUAGUUUCCACACAAAUGUGAAGCAGCACAACGGUUUUCAACACUGAUAAUAAUCAGAAAUGUUUCUUGAGCAGCAAAUCAGUACAUUAGACUGAUUUCUGAAGAAUCAUGUGACACUGAAGACUGGAGUAAUGAUGCUGAAAAUCCAGCUUUGAUCGCAGCAAUAAAUUACAUUUUAACAUUUUCAUACAGAAAACCGUUAUUUAAAAUUGUAAUUAUAUUUUAACAUUUUUUUUACUGUAGUUUAGAUUAAAUAAAUGCAGUCUUGGUGAGCAGAAGAGACUACUUACAAAAAGUGAUUUAGGUUUAAGUGUCCUAAUAAGCAUGAGGGUCGCAGUAUGUGAUCUGAACAGUUAUAUAAUAAUAAUAAUGGUAUAGUUUUGUUCCUCACCUUCAACAACUGAACACAAUCAUGCACUUACUGUAUAUUUCACAAGAUGUUUUAGCAUGUACUGGUGCUGAAUGAGUCCCUGCUCCUUCCCAUGAGCCUCUGCAGAUGGGUGUUAUGGAUUAUAGUGAUCCAGCGCCCUCUGCUGGUGGAUUCAAGGGCUGUGACUUUACAAAGACGCUAAAGUUGACACUGAUUUUAUUUUAAUGGUCGAUGCCGUUUUUAACAGUUAAUGUAUCCUGCUGUAUAUUGGGAAAUGCAAUUAUAUUUCUGAUACUUUGCAGAGACUUUUAAACCGAAAUGACACUCAGGAUCAUGCAUAAAUCACAUUUAUGACAAUUAAUAGAAAACUGAGAUGGGACUACAGUAUAUUGAUGAACAUUUGAUUUGCAUGGAAAAUGAUAUGCCUACAUAUACACGUCUGAAAUCAAAAUUGUGUGCUGUUUACAUGUUAAUGCUGAGCACAGAAAAAAAUUGGCUGUUAAAAUAUAAUUUUGAUAUGCAAAAUCUGGCUUAUAAUUAUAAUCAAGACUAUUAAAUGCCAGAUUUGUGCAGUGUGGAUAUGCAUAAUGAAACUUUACAUGACACUGCAUGAAUCUGAAUGUUACGGUGGAUGAAUGAUGUAUUUGAUACUGUAACAGCAGUUUAAAAAGCACUUUGAUGCAAUCCAGGCCAUUAAUAUCAGCUGGUGUUUACUGACUAACAUGUAUUUGUUAGUAGGAAAUGGAGAUUAUAUUUAUAGGAAAUGAAGUGACAUUGCCUUUGACUCCGCUUUAACACUUCGUAGUUUCAUUGUGUCUUGGUGUGGUGUUUUCCUCUGGUUCUGUUGUUUUUUUUUUUUUUCUUUUUUUUUUUUGACGUCUCUACCUCUUGAACUCACAGUGCUGAAAAUGAAAAAAAAUAAUAAUAAUUCUGUACAUUCUUCCUCAACCUCUUCAUUAUUGCAAUAAACUGGUGUUCUGCCUUUGAAUGCAGUUGAAGAAUGAAGUUUUUUUUUCUUUAGUUGUGUUUCACACGAACUGUGUUAAAAGCUGCACUUAAAAUGCCUAUAAAGCAACAUGAUCAUGGAUUUGAGUCCAAAAGAUGAAAAAUUAUAUGGUACAACAUUUUAAACUGAAUGCAGUAGUUGUGGCUCUACCUGCUGGUCAAUAAUGUAAUUACAGCCUUCAAUGUCAGUAGCUUAUUUUUUUGUUUGGUCAUAGACUGUCACUUGCACUGUAAAAAAUGACUGUGAUUUUAACGGUAAAAAACUUUGAAAAUGCUACAGUAAAAACCUGUUAAAUACGGUAAGUUCCUGUAAAAUUUACAGGGGAAAAACGUAAACUGACGUUCCCAGAAUUCCCUGCGUUGCAUUUUGUUUGAAUUUGAUGUUUUUUCUUUGUAAUAACUGUUUCUUGGUUUUUCUUAUCAGUUAUGUUUAUUAGGGUUGUAUGUUACAUCUAAUGUUGUUAAAUUAAUGUUUAUUGCAUAUUUUAAUGAGUCUCACCAUGAUGGUGUUUAGUGCUUGUGUGAAUGACACUGUGCACCUUCUAUAUAUGCUAUUAUUUAAAAGCUGCUUGUGAUGGGCUUUGGUUCAUCAUGUGACUCUCAUCACCACCUGCAUUUGGUGGUUAUCAGUGUAUUUCAAAGGUACAAAACAGAUUUCAGUACUUCAAUAGGUUGGUAUAUUAACAUUAUAUCAGUUAAUGAAAUUACGGUAUUUAAAUGUAAAUUUAAGUUAAAACCGUAAAACCUAAAAUGUUGUUACCGUAUUUUUUACGGUAGAAUUCCGGCAACCACAGCUGCUGGUUUUUUACUGUAAAUUUUACGGAAUUUUUUUUUUACAGUGUAGGUAAUCUUUAACCAGUGUUAUUUUAGGAUCAUUGAGAUACUGUUAUAGUUUUUUUUAAUAUAAAUAUUUUAGAUCAGUUUAUAUUUUCAUUUUAGUUUUAGCAGUUUCAAUAUUUUGUGGUUUUGCCGUUUUUAGUAAUUUAUUUAUUUUAUAAAGUUAAAUUAAAUUGAGGUUUAGCUGAAUUUUUAAAAUUCUAUAUAAUCUAUUUUAAUGUUUAUGAAGUAACUUUUUUAAUAGUUUUACUUACAGUUUUAGUUGACGACAAUAUCCCUGCUUUAAACGUCCUGGUUGAGGCAAAAUGAUUGAUAUAAUAUAUUUUUUUUCUUUCAGUCUUCUGCUUUUCUUUUAAUGUAUUUUCAUCCCUCUCCUCUCUUGC
Messenger RNA from Onychostoma macrolepis, 4125 nucleotides. RefSeq names its product phosphatidylcholine transfer protein (gene pctp). The coding region runs from base 134 to 745 and encodes 203 amino acids. NCBI's taxonomy places the organism in Eukaryota, Metazoa, Chordata, Actinopteri, Cypriniformes, Cyprinidae. Gene Ontology annotation, molecular function: phosphatidylcholine binding; phosphatidylcholine intramembrane carrier activity. The transcript is spliced from 7 exons. The record is from RefSeq and is a predicted model, not a curated record.